Molecule: messenger RNA, 1870 nt
Organism: Syngnathus typhle (broad-nosed pipefish)
Lineage: Eukaryota; Metazoa; Chordata; Actinopteri; Syngnathiformes; Syngnathidae
Gene: aldocb
Product: aldolase C, fructose-bisphosphate, b
Exons: 9
Coding region: 166-1257 (363 amino acids)
Biological process (GO): fructose 1,6-bisphosphate metabolic process; glycolytic process
Cellular component (GO): cytosol
Molecular function (GO): fructose-bisphosphate aldolase activity
Source: RefSeq, a predicted model, not a curated record
UCCCGCAAGUAUGACGCUGUGCCCACUCCGCCCCGCCCCGGUUCCCCGAGGUUUUCUAUAGCGUCACGUUGCUCUGCAGCACAGUCGGUCUCAGCGGAAGCUCGGCAUCCUUCACCUUGGACUUCUUCUCGUCACUUCGCACUCCCCCCCACGAGAGAAGCCACCAUGACUCACCAGUUCCCCGCGCUGACUCCUGCUCAGAAGAAGGAGCUGCAGGACAUCGCCCUGAGGAUCGUGGCCCCCGGCAAGGGCAUCCUCGCUGCCGACGAGUCCACCGGCAGCAUGGCGAAGCGCUUCACCCCCAUCGGCGUGGACAACACGGAGGAGAACCGCCGGCGCUACCGUCAGCUGCUGUUCACGGCCGACGGGCGCAUCGACAACUGCAUCGGCGGGGUCAUCUUCUUUCACGAGACGCUCUACCAGAACACCGACGACGGCACGCCCUUCUCCAAGCUCAUCAAGGACCGCGGCAUUGUCGUCGGCAUCAAGGUGGACAAAGGUGUUGUUCCCCUCGCCGGAACCAAUGGAGAGACUACCACUCAAGGUCUGGACGGGUUGUCAGAGCGCUGCGCCCAGUACAAGAAGGACGGCGCUGACUUUGCCAAGUGGCGCUGCGUGCUGAAAAUCAGCGAUACCACACCCUCCGAGCUGGCUAUAUAUGAGAACGCCAACGUGCUAGCACGCUACGCUAGCAUUUGCCAGCAGAAUGGCAUCGUUCCUAUUGUGGAGCCAGAGAUCCUCCCUGAUGGAGACCAUGAUCUUAAGCGCUGCCAGUACGUCACCGAGAAGGUCCUGGCCGCUGUGUACAAGGCUCUGUCGGACCACCACAUCUACCUGGAGGGCACCCUGCUCAAGCCCAACAUGGUCACCGCUGGACACGCCUGCCCCACCAAGUACAGCAACGAGGAGAUCGCCAUGGCGACCGUCACUGCCCUGCGCCGCACCGUGCCUCCUGCCGUCACAGGCGUGACCUUCCUGUCGGGCGGCCAGUCGGAGGAAGAGGCCAGUGUCAACCUCAACGCCAUCAAUACCUGCCCCUUGGCCAAGCCCUGGGCACUCACCUUCUCCUACGGCCGCGCCCUGCAGGCCUCAGCCCUACAGGCCUGGCGAGGAGACAUGAGCAACGAGAAGGCCGCAACCGAGGAGUUCAUCAAGCGCGCUGAGGCUAACAGCUUGGCCGCCAUGGGCAAGUACGAGUCCUCCGGCAGCGGUGGCGCAGCUGGGCAGUCCCUUUAUGUGGCCAAUCACGCCUACUAAUAAGCAAACAUGUGACCUAGUUAGUCUUAUAUCUGCUCUGCUAUUAAAACCUGCCGCCCUUCCUCCCCACACACUUCUCUAUUCAUGCAUCACUGGCCUGCGCUGUCUAUUGAACUUCAUUAUGUUGAUUAAAACAUUAGGUGUUAAAAAGCAGAGAAGGAGCACACUGAAAAGAGAGCUGCUGUAUUUUUAUGAUCAAACAAAUCAAAACAGAUGAAAGUAUUUUGGAGGUGGGACCAACACAAAGAAAUAGGCUUUUUGUCUCCUAGCAUGUGUGUGGGACCAAGCAACAUGGUGACAUCGAGGAGGCAAUGUUGGUCUGAAAAGAUGCAAGGGACUCCACUAAUCAGUCAACUUUGUGUGUGUGUGCGCGCGUGUGUGUCCACGUUAGCUUUAAAUUGCACCGUUUUAAUGUAUACGGUUGUGUGUAGCUGUCAAUAUUGUGUGUCAUUCCCCUCUCCCCAGGAUUGCAAAGAAGUUCAUUAAAAUGAUGCUUGGUUUGUGGGGACUCACUGCUGUAUUGGAUCAACUGUGAUUGUUUGUGUUGUUAAUAUUGUUCUUGAAGCACUUGCUGUGUCAAAUAGUUAAGACAAAUAAACUAUAUUAAACUAAA